This is a messenger RNA of Myotis lucifugus (little brown bat), 1174 nucleotides long. It is a transcript of the gene TRPT1, whose product is annotated as tRNA phosphotransferase 1. Gene Ontology annotation, molecular function: tRNA 2'-phosphotransferase activity. Gene Ontology annotation, biological process: tRNA splicing, via endonucleolytic cleavage and ligation. The transcript has 7 exons. Lineage: Eukaryota; Metazoa; Chordata; Mammalia; Chiroptera; Vespertilionidae. The coding region runs from base 341 to 1099 and encodes 252 amino acids. The record is from RefSeq and is a predicted model, not a curated record.
CGCUCGUCCGUCUGGCCCUCCCGCAUCUUCCGCCCCGGGAUCCGGGAUCCGGGAUCCCGGACGCCGGCCCCGCCUCCCCGGGCCCGAGCCUGACCCGCGAGCCCGGAGCGCGGGGCUCGGCUCACCUGGGCCCCGUGGCUGACAGUGUGACCUGGGCAGGUCUUGCCUGCUGGGCCUCGGUGUCCUGUCUGCACCAGGGGUUGGGGUGGGACGGGAAUCAAUGCGCUGAAUAUGCCCCGUCCCAGCUCUCCCGUCCCGAGGCUGUGGCUUUCCGGGCGAGUUGGAGUCAUGCGAGGUCCUUAAGAGUCCCCACUUGCCACUGCGCCCCCAGGUUUUGGCCAUGAACUCUGGAGAGAGGAAGCUGGAAGCAGCAGGGCCCAGAGGCAGAAGGGCUGGCAGACCCCGGGAACAGGACCGAGACGUGCAGCUGUCCAAGGCUCUGUCCUAUGCCCUGCGCCACGGGGCCCUGAAGCUGGGGCUGCCCAUGGGGGCCGGCGGCUUCGUGCCCCUGGGCGCCCUCCUGCAGCUGCCCCAGUUCCGCAGCUUCUCAGCGGAAGAUGUGCAGCGUGUGGUGGACACCAAUGGGAAGCAGCGGUUCGCCCUGCAGCCAGGGGACCCCAGCACCGGCCCUCUCAUCCGGGCCAAUCAGGGUCACUCCCUGCAGGUACCUGAGUUGGAGCUGAUGCCCCUGGAGACCCCGCGGGACCUGCCCCCGAUGCUGGUCCAUGGCACAUUCUGGCAGCACUGGCCCUCCAUCCGGCUCAAGGGCCUGUCCUGCCGCGGAAGGACACACAUCCACUUGGCCACAGGACUGCCUGGGGACCCUGGUGUCAUCAGUGGCAUGCGGCCAAACUGCCAAGUGGCCGUGUUCAUCAAUGGGCCCCUGGCCCUGGCAGAUGGAAUCCCCUUCUUCCGCUCUGCGAACGGGGUGAUCCUGACUCCCGGAAAUGCUGAUGGCUUCCUGCUUCCCAAGUACUUCAAGGAGGCCCUGCAGCUACGGCCUACCCGAAAACCCCUCUCCUUGGCUGGUGAUGAAGAGACAGAGUGUCAGAGUGGCCCCCAGCACAGCUCCAGAGGAAGAAGGAUGAGCCAACAAUAAAAUAUUUAUUAAAAAAGGAAAUGUAAAAAGAUUUUUAAAAAUCCUCCAGUUUGAAACCAUCAGUUAUUAUCCUGU